Messenger RNA from Herpailurus yagouaroundi (jaguarundi), 4536 nucleotides. RefSeq names its product transient receptor potential cation channel subfamily C member 1 (gene TRPC1). The coding region runs from base 329 to 2836 and encodes 835 amino acids. Gene Ontology annotation, cellular component: plasma membrane; cation channel complex. Gene Ontology annotation, molecular function: store-operated calcium channel activity; inositol 1,4,5 trisphosphate binding; protein binding. Lineage: Eukaryota; Metazoa; Chordata; Mammalia; Carnivora; Felidae. The transcript is spliced from 14 exons. Gene Ontology annotation, biological process: calcium ion transmembrane transport; regulation of cytosolic calcium ion concentration. The record is from RefSeq and is a predicted model, not a curated record.
CACGGCCCCGCGCUCGGCUGCCGCCCUGGCGCGCGCCACUCUGUCGUCCCCGGAGGGGCGCGGACCGGCUCGGCCCGGGCGCCGGAGGCUGGGGAGGGGGCGCUGGCCCCGGGGCCGCGCAUGCGCCGCCACCAAUCUGGGGCUGUCGGUGGAGGGCGAGUGCUGGUUUCGAGGGGAGGCGACGCCCUUUGGGGCCAACGGGCCGCGCGCUGAGGCGGCUGUGGGAACGACUCAUCCCUUUUCCAGCCCUGGGGCGGGGCUGGGGUCGGGGUCGGGGCUGGUGGGGGCCCCGCCUCCGUCUCCUGGCCUGCCCCCUUCAUGGGCCGCGAUGAUGGCGGCCCUAUACCCGAGCACGGACCUCUCGGGCGCUUCCUCCUCCUCCCUACCUUCCUCCCCAUCCUCCUCUUCGUCGCCGAACGAAGUGAUGGCGCUGAAGGAUGUGCGGGAGGUGAAGGAGGAGAACACCCUGAAUGAGAAGCUUUUCUUGCUGGCGUGCGACAAGGGUGACUAUUAUAUGGUUAAAAAGAUUUUGGAGGAAAACAGUUCAGGUGACUUGAACAUAAAUUGCGUAGAUGUGCUUGGGAGAAAUGCUGUUACCAUAACUAUUGAAAACGAAAACUUGGAUAUACUACAGCUUCUUUUGGACUACGGUUGUCAGUCCGCAGAUGCACUUUUGGUGGCAAUCGACUCUGAAGUAGUGGGAGCUGUUGAUAUACUACUUAAUCAUCGACCAAAACGAUCAUCAAGACCAACUAUAGUAAUAUUACAAAGUUUGUGUAAGCAUGACUUUCUCCAUAGGAGUGUACCAACUAGUUUAAGUUGUGGCGAGAGACCAACAGGAGCAGAGAAAAAAAAGGCCAAGAAUACAGCCCCUGUCCAAAGGAAAUUAAUGGAGCGAAUUCAAAAUCCUGAGUAUUCAACAACUAUGGAUGUUGCACCUGUCAUUUUAGCUGCUCAUCGUAACAACUAUGAAAUUCUUACAAUGCUGUUAAAACAGGAUGUAUCUCUACCCAAGCCCCAUGCAGUUGGCUGUGAAUGCACAUUGUGCUCUGCAAAAAACAAAAAGGACAGCCUCCGACAUUCCAGGUUUCGUCUUGAUAUAUAUCGCUGUUUGGCCAGUCCAGCUCUAAUAAUGUUAACAGAGGAGGAUCCAAUUCUGAGAGCAUUUGAACUUAGUGCUGAUUUAAAAGAAUUAAGCCUUGUGGAGGUGGAAUUCAGGAAUGAUUAUGAGGAAUUAGCCCGGCAAUGUAAAAUGUUUGCUAAAGAUUUGCUUGCACAAGCCCGGAAUUCACGAGAAUUGGAAGUUAUCCUAAACCAUACAUCUAGUGAUGAACCUCUUGACAAACGGGGAUUACUAGAAGAAAGAAUGAAUUUAAGUCGUCUAAAACUUGCUAUCAAAUAUAACCAAAAGGAGUUUGUCUCCCAGUCUAACUGCCAGCAGUUCCUGAACACUGUUUGGUUUGGACAGAUGUCAGGCUACCGACGUAAGCCCACCUGUAAGAAGAUAAUGACUGUUUUGACAGUUGGUAUCUUUUGGCCAGUUUUGUCACUUUGUUAUUUGAUAGCUCCCAAAUCUCAGUUUGGCAAAAUCAUUCAUACUCCUUUUAUGAAAUUUAUUAUUCAUGGAGCAUCAUAUUUCACAUUCCUGCUGUUACUAAACCUAUAUUCUCUUGUCUACAAUGAGGAUAAGAAAAACACAAUGGGGCCAGCCCUUGAAAGAAUAGAUUAUCUUCUUAUACUGUGGAUUAUUGGGAUGAUUUGGUCAGACAUUAAAAGACUCUGGUAUGAAGGGUUGGAAGACUUUUUAGAAGAAUCCCGUAAUCAACUCAGUUUUGUCAUGAAUUCACUUUAUUUGGCAACUUUUGCCCUCAAAGUGGUUGCUCACAACAAGUUUCAUGAUUUUGCUGAUCGGAAGGACUGGGAUGCAUUCCAUCCUACUCUGGUGGCAGAAGGGCUUUUUGCAUUUGCAAAUGUUCUAAGUUAUCUUCGUCUCUUUUUUAUGUAUACAACAAGCUCCAUAUUGGGUCCAUUACAGAUUUCAAUGGGACAGAUGUUACAAGAUUUUGGAAAAUUUCUUGGGAUGUUCCUUCUUGUUUUGUUUUCUUUCACAAUUGGACUGACACAACUGUAUGAUAAAGGCUAUACCCCAAAAGAACAGAAGGACUGUGUGGGCAUCUUCUGUGAACAGCAAAGUAAUGAUACCUUCCAUUCGUUCAUUGGCACUUGCUUUGCUUUGUUCUGGUAUAUUUUCUCCUUAGCACAUGUGGCAAUCUUUGUCACAAGAUUUAGUUAUGGAGAAGAAUUGCAGUCCUUUGUUGGAGCUGUUAUUGUUGGGACAUACAAUGUCGUGGUUGUGAUCGUGCUUACCAAGCUGCUGGUGGCAAUGCUUCAUAAAAGCUUUCAGUUGAUAGCAAAUCAUGAAGACAAGGAAUGGAAGUUUGCUCGAGCAAAGUUGUGGCUUAGCUACUUUGAUGACAAAUGUACAUUACCCCCACCUUUCAAUAUUAUUCCUUCACCAAAGACUAUUUGCUAUAUGAUUAGUAGCCUCAGUAAGUGGAUUUGCUCUCAUACAUCAAAAGGCAAGGUUAAACGGCAAAACAGUUUAAAGGAAUGGAGAAAUUUGAAACAAAAGAGAGAUGAAAACUACCAAAAAGUGAUGUGCUGCCUAGUGCAUCGUUACUUGACAUCCAUGAGACAGAAGAUGCAAAGUACAGAUCAGGCAACCGUGGAAAAUCUAAAUGAACUACGCCAAGAUCUUUCAAAAUUCCGAAAUGAAAUAAGGGAUUUACUUGGCUUUCGGACUUCUAAAUAUGCUAUGUUUUACCCAAGAAAUUAACCAUUUUCUAAACCAUGUAGAGAAUAAUUUUCAGUAAUAAAUCUGAAAGAUUGGAUUUGCAUAAUUUGCAAUUAAAUCAGUAAGAUAUAUAUUGAAUUAAAAUGAAGAAUUAUGUAAAAGCCAUUCUUUAAAAUAUUUAUAGCAUAAAUAUAUUAUGUAAAAUAUGUAUAUAGGAUUAGUUUUUUAAAACCCUCUAUUAGUAGCUUUUUUGCAGGUGCAAAACAGAUUAAGUAGAUAGAUUUUGUUAGCAUGCUGCUUGGUUUUCUUACUUGAACAGUGCUUUAAAUUUUUUUCUUUUUAUGUUUAAGAAGGGCAGUUAUAAUUGUGCACAUUGCCAGAAGGUUUUGUAAAGUGAAGAUCAGCAAAUGUGGGCUGGUCUCCAUCCAUAGGAUACACUUGAAAUAUAGUUAAGUCAUGGUUUUUAAAAUCUCUGUUUUAGGAGUUCACAUUAGUUCAGUAUUUAUUGUUUAGGAGUAUAGUUUAAUCUAAAAUAAUAGUCUAUUUUUUUUUAUUUUGUUAUAAUCUUAAGUAACAAAGAAAAACCUCUAAUGGAUAUUUAAAUCUGUUUAUGUCUCUAUAAAUUUUAAGUCACUUCACAGUUUUUGUUAUUGUAAUAUAUUUACUUUUACAUGGUUGUAUUCACUUUAUAUUUUUUGGUUUUUUUCACUUAAUAGUAUUUUAUAUAUACAUUUCCAUGUAUUGGUAUAGUCUAUAUAUUUAAAUUUUUAUGGAAUUAUAUAGUUUUUGAAAGAUAUAGUCAGUAGACUUUUCAUUUUAUAGAAAUAGAGUAUUUGAGUAUGUUUAUAGGUUUGCACAGGUAUUUCACUAAGGUUAGGCAUUUGGUGGCUUUUAAUUUUUCUUUAUCAUAAUAGUACUACAGUCUUUUUCAUUUUUCAGUUUGAAGUGACUGUUCAUAGUUAUAAAGCUAACCCAAAAUAAGGAUUUAGAAGAUACUUUAUCAUAUGUGGUCACAGCGUGUUUUGUUUUUGUAAAUUGGAAGACCCUUUAAUGCGAGGAUUUAUUUAUAUUUGGACUAAGGUUCUUGAACUAAUCUCCCAAAGUAUUUUCCACAGAAUUUAACAUAGCUUCUAUAAAAGUGACUUCUUGCUUAUUUGUGGAUCACUCUUACUGCUUAAGAUAAAAAGCCUUGAUUUUCUUAAAUUGGAGAAUAAGAUAUGUAGUAAAAAUUUUUUUCCUGCGUUCAUGUGAGGGAUGUAGUUAAAAAAGUUUCACAGGCUAUUGCUUGUAUUUUCUUGCAGCAUUUCCAGUUAAGAGGUUAUUAGGUAUAUAAUUAUCUUCUUAACUGAAUUUCAGAUGGUGUUAAGGCCACAGGGUGCAGGUAACCCUAGGUCUGUAAGCCCCACUGGUCCGGGGGGUCAUUGUCUAAAUAUAUUAGUAUUAUGCUUCAUCUUGCUUUUUACUUUGUAUUUUUUAAUUUCCAAGUUGUAAGUGUUCCCUCUUUGGGGCAAAUUCUUAUAAAAAUGUUUAUUGUAAAGUUAUAUAUUUUGUCUACAAUGGGAUUAUGCACUUCCCAGUUGGGAUUUUACAUCAGGAUUUUUAGUCAUUCUAAAAAAUACCUAAUUAUUAAAUCAAAAUAUUUAUAGAGUGCCUACUGUAUGCAUGAAUUACUUAUAAGGUAUAUUUUGGAUGACAGCAUAAUGUAAGAAAAAAGGUAAAUAAAACUUGACAUUAGAUUAUAA